GGCCUAGUAGUUAAGUAGGCCAUGGUAAUUCUGAAUUUUUCUGAUGACGUUUACGUGUAUGUGCCCUACCCUCACGUGUCAUCGUAAUCCUGUACAUUGGGGACAUUGCAGUUCCAUUUCAUUAGUCUUCAGAAUCGCGUCCACUACUCGUCUCUUUGAUACUAUUGGUAUUACGAUUGAUAUUUGACAGGUUACAAAAGAUGGCUGAUCCCAAUGACCAGCAAGUAUCUCAUCCUCAAGGAAUCAGAUCUGGGGGAUCUGGGAACAUAGAAUAUCAUAGAUACAUCACUGUGCACCGUAUUAAACACGAAUUGAAAGAACUUUUAAACAGUGAUGAGGUCGCAUGGUGUUCUAACCAUGUUGAACUGGUCGGCGAAAGUUUUGCUGAAUUGAAGGGAGAGAUAGCUGGUCCACCUGAUACUCCAUAUGAAGGUGCAAGAUUCCAAUUAGAAAUCAAGGUUCCUGAGAGAUAUCCUUUUGUCUCUCCCAAUUAUCGGUUUGUCACCAAAAUUUGGCAUCCGAAUGUUUCUUCAGUUACUGGAGCUAUCUGCCUAAAACAUCAAUGGGCUGCUGUUAUGACUCUACGAACUGCACUCCUAUCGUUGCAAUUAUUAUUGGCCUCACCAGAACCAGAUGAUCCUCAAGAUGCAGUAGUUGCUUGGCAAUGCAAAGAUAAGCCUCAGAUUUUUCAGCUCACAGCCCAACACUGGGCAAAUGCUUAUGCAGGAGGUCCUUCCGUUAAUCCUGACUAUGAGAACAAAAUUCGGCGACUAAAAGAUCUUGGUGUAACAGAAAUGAACGCACGAGCAUCACUUUCCUCGUGUGACUGGGAUUUAGAACGCGCAACUGAACAGAUCUUUAGUUAGUGAUUUACAUCGUUUUAAGCCCUUUUUUACGUAAGCAAAAUGUUAUUGCCUACAGUUUUGUGAGUGAAUGGCUGAGGUGUUUGAUCAAUUUAUAUGAAAUUCUUUGCUU
This is a messenger RNA of Daphnia pulicaria, 975 nucleotides long. RefSeq names its product ubiquitin-conjugating enzyme E2-22 kDa-like. Bases 201 to 866 code for a protein of 221 amino acids. The transcript is spliced from 5 exons. The record is from RefSeq and is a predicted model, not a curated record. Gene Ontology annotation, cellular component: nucleus. Gene Ontology annotation, biological process: proteasome-mediated ubiquitin-dependent protein catabolic process; protein polyubiquitination. Gene Ontology annotation, molecular function: ubiquitin conjugating enzyme activity; protein binding. NCBI's taxonomy places the organism in Eukaryota, Metazoa, Arthropoda, Branchiopoda, Diplostraca, Daphniidae.